AAGAGAGAUGGCUAGUGUAAGCUGCUUGAGUGAUGUGAGGCCUCCCAUGACUAUUCAUAAGCCAAGCAUGUGGGCUGAUACUUUCACUAACACUUCUUUUGACGAAAAGGAACAACAAAGGUAUGCAGAGGAAAUUGAAGCAUUGAAGGAAAAAGCAAGAGACGUGCUAAAGGCAGCAACAACUCCUCCCAACCAAAUGAUACUAAUCGACACACUCGAGCGUUUGGGAUUGGACUAUCUUUUCGAGACAGAAAUCGAAAACAUACUCCAACAAAUCAAACACGACGACCUUCUUUAUCACUGCGAUUUGUUCACUACAUCACUUGGAUUUCGCUUGCUAAGGCAACACCGCCACCACAUUUCUUGCGAUGUUUUCAACAAGUUUGUUAACAAGGAUGGUAAGUUUGAAGAAGAUGACGUUGAGGGAAUGUUAAGCUUGUAUGAAGCAGCUCAUGUUCGAUUUAACAACGAGAAGAUACUACAAGAGGCUGCCGAUUUUACAAGGGUUUACCUGAGUAGUCGCGAAGCCGAGUUAGAGUCUUACAUUAAAGAUAAAGUGAAGCGGGCUUUGAAGCACCCGCUUCAUAGAGAUAUUCCCAUCGUAUAUGCACGGAAUUUCAUCUCUAUUUACGAAAAGGAUCCCUCGAAAAAUGAACUUCUUCUCAAACUAGCAAAAUUUAACUUCAAUUUUUUGCAGAAUUUAUACAGGAAAGAGCUCUCCCUAGUCACCAGGUGGUGGAACAAAUAUGAUCUGAUAUCAAAAUUACCAUACACAAGAGAUAGGGUGGUGGAGGCCUAUAUUUGGGGUGUGGGAUACCAUUAUGAACCUCAGUACUCUUAUGUUCGAAUGGGAAUUGCCAAAAUCAUACUGUUUAUUGGAGUUUUGGAUGAUACAUAUGAUAAUUAUGCCACAGUUAAUGAAGCUCAACUUUUAACUCAAACCAUAGACAGGUGGACUAAAGAUGAAGUUGAUCGACUCCCAGAAUACAUGAGAAUCGUUUAUCAUUUCAUUAUAAGUAUAUAUGAAGAAUUUGAAUGCGAUGCAGCGAAAUUUGGAAAAAGCUUUGCAAUUCCUUAUUUCAAAGAAACGGUGCAACAUCUUGGAAGGGCAUUCAAUCAAGAGCUAAAGUGGAUUAUGGGAAGAAAAUUGCCGUCGUUCCAAGACUAUCUUGAAAACUCUGAGAUAACAAGUGUCGUUUAUAUUACGUUUGCUGCUAUUAUUCCUGGUUUCGAAUCUCUCACCCAAGAAACAAUUGAUUGGAUAAGAACUAUGCCCAAACUUGCAAAACCAACUAGUAGAAUUGGUCGAUACUAUGAUGACAUUGGCAGCCAUGAACGUGAGAGUAAAGGAGGGCAAGUGCUCACUGUGAUGGAUUGCUACAUGCAACAUUAUGGGGUAACAAAGCAAGAGGCAGUGUCUAACUUUGUGGAACUGAUUGAAGAAACAUGGAAUGAUCUAAACAUGGAUUGGGUCGAGACAACGUUUGUGCCUAAAGAAAUCGCUAUUCAGUUCCUCAACUAUGCUCGAAUGUGUGAAGCCAUUUACAACAAAAACAACGUAGACGGUUAUAGUGAUCCUCAUGUUGUCGAGGAAGAUGUUGUUGCUCUCUUUAUUGAUCCAAUAAUCAUUUGAUUUAUACCAUGAAAUCACAGGUUUGUCAAUGUUUGACAAACAUGGAUUUUCUA
Molecule: messenger RNA, 1686 nt
Organism: Salvia hispanica
Lineage: Eukaryota; Viridiplantae; Streptophyta; Magnoliopsida; Lamiales; Lamiaceae
Product: cis-muuroladiene synthase-like
Biological process (GO): diterpenoid biosynthetic process
Molecular function (GO): terpene synthase activity; magnesium ion binding
Source: RefSeq, a predicted model, not a curated record